CGUCAGCAUUAGUGGGCCAGCCGAAGGGAGCUGUUAAGGUUGGCGCGAAACGGAGCCAUUGUUCGUUACUAAUGGAAACUGAAAGCCGCGAGACUGUCGGAGCGCCUUCCAUCUUUUAUAUUCUUUCUUCCCCCUCCCUGAAACCCUAAUUUUUGGUUUCGCCCUUUUUCUUUUUCUCCGAUUUGUUUUUGCUGUUUGUUUUUUCUUGUUUUCUCCUUCCAAUGAAAGACAACGAAUCUUGGAAGUCCGUUCCUGCAUCGUUGUGCCUGCCGGGAACGGAUUUCCGGGUAUUAACGAAACUAAUCUUUCUCUGUGUUCUUUUCUUUUGCCUAGAUAUUUUUGUUGGAUGGUUCUUGCUUCUUGACGUUGAUCUUUAAUUGAACACAGGCUAAAUCUCCAUGGCUUUCGGGGAUUUUUGUCGUCGGUGUCGCUUCCGGCGAGAUUUAGCGGCAGUGGUUAGGUUUUGGAGUUAAUUGGAACGCAAGGGGUUGCUUCUUGCGUGUUCUUAUCCAAAACAGCAUAUUGCAAGCCAUAUAGUCUCUAAUUAUAUAGCCUUGAAUUGUCUAAAGGAGCAAAAGCUGCAUUCAUGGUUCUUAUAAAAAGUCAUGUUGCUCCUGAUAGAAGCCAAAGAAACUCACAUUUAGAAACGGAUUCAGGAUCUAUUGGUGGAAGUGGGAGAAAGCUUGAAGUAGAUAAACUUGAAACUAUUGAAGAAGGCGAGAACAAUAGAAUAUAUGGCAGCGACGGGUAGAUGUGAAACAAGCUCACAUUCAACAAAACAGCCAGAUAUUAUAGGUUUAGGCAGUACACAUUCUGAAGAUACUGCUGGGGAAGGAUUUUCACUUUCCCCAACAGAGCAGCUGGCGUAUGGGUCUUCAUCAUGUAUAAACUUGUUGGAAUUAUCAGAUCUUGUUCAAGUUGACGAAAAUGUUAACCGACCCGAAGCAGGCACAAUUUUCUUGGGAAAUCCCGAUCAUGAUGUUUACCAGCUUCAAUUUAAAGAUGAUGAGAGCGAUGUUUCCAGCAUUUGUUCUGCCAAAUCAGAGAAGAGUAGCGGUUCUCAAGGUCCCACAUCUGCAUCUCAAGUUUAUGAUAUUACCCAUGAGUCUGGUGGAAAUGCUAUGUCUCCAACCCAAUCCCCUCCUCUUCAGACAAUGGAUCGUGUGGGAGGAUAUGAAUCAUAUGAUCCGUCAAGAAUUCCAUCUGCAGUUUUCCAAAGAAGUAGAUCAUCCACUCCAUUGGAAUGGAGUAUUGCUUCAAAUGAAUCCUUGUUUAGCAUUCAUGGUGGAGAUGAUAGUUUCUCCGGAGAUAAUUUGUCGAUGUUGAGUGAUUUAGGGAAGUCAGACGAGUUGACGAAGUCAGACGAGUUGACGAAAUCAGACGAGUUGACGAAAUCAGACGAGUUGACGAAAUCAGACGAGUUGCUUGUGUUUAACUCACCACCUGCAGUUAUCACGUCAAGAGAAACUGAAAUGAAGAGUGUCGAAUAUGAAGAGGAGCCUAAAGUGGCAGAUACCACAGAAUAUAACAUUGAAGAUAAAGAGGGUUUGGUUGCAGAAGAUCUAAGUGGAAGAAACGUACUGCCUCCUGCAUUAUCAUCGAAUUCCUCUAGCAGAUCUCGCCACUCUGAAAGAAGUCAAUGCAGCUCAAAUUCCUUCGCUUUCCCCAUUUUGGCCGAUGAGGUGGCUCAGGAUGUAUCUGUGCUUGCGGAUGAUAAAAUAGAAGGUGCUCCAGUCUCUACAAAAUCUCAUCAUGCAAACUCUUGGUUUCCCUGCUGUUCAUGUUCUUGUUACAAAUGGAAUUGCUAUUCACGUUCUUGUUGCAAAUGGACUUGCUGUUCAUGUUCGUCUUGUUGCACAUGGAACUGCUAUAGUUGUAAUUUUCGUCCUCACUGUCAUUUUUGUCCUCGAUGCCGUAUUUUUUACCCUUGCCAUUUUUGUCGUGGUUAAGUGGACAAUGUCGCAGAAAAGACAGUGUCUAUGAAUAUUUUCUUGAUUGUU
Molecule: messenger RNA, 2000 nt
Organism: Cucurbita pepo subsp. pepo (vegetable marrow)
Lineage: Eukaryota; Viridiplantae; Streptophyta; Magnoliopsida; Cucurbitales; Cucurbitaceae
Source: RefSeq, a predicted model, not a curated record